Messenger RNA from Aspergillus pseudonomiae, 676 nucleotides. RefSeq lists its product as uncharacterized. The record is from RefSeq and is a predicted model, not a curated record. The transcript has 3 exons. The coding region runs from base 90 to 458 and encodes 122 amino acids. NCBI's taxonomy places the organism in Eukaryota, Fungi, Ascomycota, Eurotiomycetes, Eurotiales, Aspergillaceae.
AUGUUAGCCUGGUUUGUCGUUUGCCAUAUAAGGCAUUGUAGAGAAGCCUGCGAUCCAAGGUCCUAUACUAUGCAUUCGACGCGUUGCCAAUGGCGUGGUCUCCAGAGACUAUCAUCGCAUUAGUUACCCUCCUUGUAGCAAGCCCUUCAACAUUGCUACUCAUAUGGAAGUACAUCAGACGGAGAAAAAUACGGUGCACGAUUGACCAACUCGAACGAGCCGGGCCCUCCUCCGUCCCACCCACAUCCAAUGACCUAAUCCUUAGUCGUUUCGCGUUCGGGCAUCCUGAAAUCCUUCUGGAGACAGGACUAUAUCGGGAUGGGGCUGUCAUACAGAUUUAUACCUAUGUCCCGCCACAAAGUCUCACGACACAACCAUGGCCGAGCUAUUGUUAUCACGGACAACGCUCUGGGAAUCCACCGUCGUCAGCUGGAAGACCUAUGUGGGAGUGGGAAUGAUUGAAGCGUCUAUAACGAGUGAAGGCUCUGCCGUACAGGAGGUCAAGCUGCCAGCUGGAUGCAGGGAACGAGAUCACCAUUAAAUGAUUAUUACGCUCGCCUAAUGUUUAAUUAGACAAAUGAUAGAAUUAUGUUUUUAUGUAUAUUGCGAUUUACAAACUAGACCUCUACAGUGAUAUGGAUACGGAUACGCUGGAUCGGAGAUAGACACGCAAGCC